GUUUCAGAUGACCAGUUUCAGUCUUUUUGCGACGUUUUAUCUUUUAAUCAUUUCUCCCGCAAUUUAUGGAUAUGUGUUCCCUUGUUUGGAUGAAUGCCAGUGUGAUACAGAUGACGAAGUAAUCUAUUGCCAUAAUGGCCGUCGAACUACACUUGAACUGCCGGAUAUUCGUUUGCGGGGUUUUAUUGUGAUAGGAUUGACAAAUAAUGCAAUCGAAAGGCUUCCUGACGAAAAAUCCAUUUUGGAAUUGUUCCCGGACCUAAUGGCCAUUGACGUGGAAGGUAAUGCACAGUUUGAUUGCGAAUCACUGAAAGGAUACAAAAAAAUUAAGAUAUUCAGUAACUGUGAAGGGACCGAACCGAUGAUAACGAGAGACCAAAGGCUACCGGAUAUUGAGGAGGCGACUGACACGUGCGACUUCAAGUGCCAGGUGGACAAACACUACAAAAUUCUAUACAACUAUGUGGUGAAAUUAUGGAAGAUGCUAAAGAUGAAGUAUGAAGACAUUGAUAAAGAGAAGAUUAUGAAGGAUGUGAAGGACUUUUUCGUUAAUAUUGCGAAGAAAAUUGAUGAGCUUCACAAGAAAUAAGUUCCAAUUCCUCGAUGCAGCUCCCAAAAUCAAUGUUUCAAAUGGUGCUGUAGUGUAUGCAACGGAGUGUUCCCUACGAAUGCCUUCUCAGAAGUUGGAUAAGCGUAAACUGUCUCCAUCCUAUUUACCUUUAACGUGAGAUUCAUGCAAUGAAUUCAAAGUUAUUAUUUUGCGAUCGCUAAAGCUGCAGUGGCCAUUGUAUACAAGCUAUAUCAUUUACAAUUUGCAGGAAUAUAUGUAGUCAGCACAAAAAGAAAAUUACUUAACGAUAUAGAAUCAGAACAGGGAUACUAUUCCGAUGUUGUAUAUCACUUCAGCAGAA
Loa loa (African eye worm) is the source of this 911-nucleotide messenger RNA. RefSeq lists its product as hypothetical. Bases 8 to 589 code for a protein of 193 amino acids. NCBI's taxonomy places the organism in Eukaryota, Metazoa, Nematoda, Chromadorea, Rhabditida, Onchocercidae. The transcript has 7 exons. The record is from RefSeq and is a predicted model, not a curated record.